This is a messenger RNA of Thalassophryne amazonica, 12679 nucleotides long. It is a transcript of the gene igf2r, whose product is annotated as insulin-like growth factor 2 receptor. The transcript has 50 exons. Gene Ontology annotation, biological process: lysosomal transport. Bases 70 to 7566 code for a protein of 2498 amino acids. The record is from RefSeq and is a predicted model, not a curated record. Gene Ontology annotation, molecular function: D-mannose binding; insulin-like growth factor binding; signaling receptor activity. Gene Ontology annotation, cellular component: trans-Golgi network; plasma membrane; late endosome. Lineage: Eukaryota; Metazoa; Chordata; Actinopteri; Batrachoidiformes; Batrachoididae.
AGUCUCUUCCUGCUGCUGUAUCAUGUCGUCGGAGUGAGAUUCCGCAGACAGAAUUUUCUCCAAAAAACCAUGUAUUUUGUGUACAGAUACGGCGCGUGGACGCCACAGGGGCUCGCUUUGUCCUUUGUGACGUGCGUGGUGUGUUUGUGGGUCCGCUGCGGGGCGGGAGAGGACGGCAGCCUGUGGUACCAGGACCUCUGCAGUUACAAAUGGGAGGCUAUAGACCAGGUUAAUAAGGUGGAGUACACACUGAAGCUCUGCGACUCUUCACCAUCAACCAGCUGUGGCUCUGAGGCUGCAGUUUGCACUCGAAACCUCACCAGCCAGAAAAUCCAGUCUGUGGGCGAGCUGUCUUUGCAGAGACUCACCAGCACCGUGCUGGAUUACAACAGCACGCAGAAAUGUCCAGGAAGUGAGCACAAUGUUCAGACCAGCAUCAGCUUCCAGUGCGGGAAAACCAUGGGGACCCCAGAGUUUGUUGCUGUAUCCCAGUGUGUGCAUUACUUGGAGUGGAGGACCUAUGUCGCCUGUCGGAAGGAGAAAUUCAAACCACAUAAAGAGGUGCCCUGCUACGUCUUCGACACGGAUGGUAAGAAGCACGACCUCAACCCGCUGAUCAAACUCAACGGCGGCUACUUGGUGGAUGACGGCGACGACAGCACCGACUUUUACAUCAACAUCUGCAGAAGCCUCAACAGUCCAGAUAAAUCGUGUCCUCAGGGCUCUGCAGCUUGUCUCGUCACCCACCAGGGGAGCUACAGCAUGGGUUCCCCAGCCGGGCAGCUCCAGCUACUGUCCAAUGACAGGCUGAGGUUACAGUAUGAAGUCAGCGAAGGCUUGACGCCGCCGGACAUGUGUGGCAACCACAAACCCGCCGUCAACAUCACUUUCAUCUGUCCUUCACGCCGACAUUUGGGCAGCGUCCCGAAGAUGAUAGCGGAGAGUAACUGUCGCUUCGAGGUGGAGUGGGUGACUGAAUACGCCUGUCACAGGGACUACUUAGAGAGUCACAGCUGUCUGCUGACCAGCAAACAGCACGACAUCUCCAUCGACCUCACGCCGCUCACGCUCACCUCAAAUGACUCUCCGUAUUACGCCGAGUCCAGUGACGGGGCUGAGAGCUACAUCUACUACCUGAAUGUGUGCGGCCAAACCUACACUGGUGAAUGCAGGGACCUGCAAGGGUUCGUGUCGUCCUGCCAGGUGAAGACCAGCGGAGAUGUCAAGAAAAUAGCCGGAAGAUAUCAAAACCAGACGCUACGAUAUUCAGAUGGAGAUCUGACUCUGAUCUACCCUGAUGGGAGCAGAUGUUCCACAGGCUUCCACAGAAUGACCAUCAUUAACUUUGAGUGCAACAAGACUGCAGCCAAUGGUGGUCGAGGACAGCCUGUCUUCACUGGUGAGACAGACUGCACCUACUAUUUUGCCUGGGAGACGGCCUACGCCUGUGUGAAGGAGAAGGAGGAUCUGUUGUGUCGAGUCACCGAUGGCAGCAAGCACUAUGACCUUUCGUCCCUCACUCGAUAUCCUGAGGCACUGCUUAGUGAGAACUGGGAGGUAGUGGAUGCUAAAUCUCCUGAGUCAGACCUGAGGCGUUUCUACCUGAAUGUCUGCCACAAGGUUGUGCAGAGAGGAGGUGCUGCAGGAUGCCCAGAGGAUGCUGCCAUCUGUGCCAUUGAUAAGGACCAUAAAUUCGUCAGUCUUGGAAGCUUCCUGUCUUCUCCCCAGAAGACUGAAACAGGAAAUGACAUCAAACUGGUGUAUUCUGAUGGAGACUCAUGUGGCCACAAGAUGAGGAUCAAAACUAUCCUGACCCUAAAGUGUAAACCAGGGGAUCUCGAAAGUGCUCCUCUCCUCCGUAGCGUUUCGGCUGAUGGCUGCGUGUAUGAGCUGGAGUGGUACACAGCGGCCGCCUGCAUCCUCUCAAAGACACUAGGAAACGACUGCAAAGUGGAGGACCCACAUGCCGGCUUCUCUUUUGACUUAUCGCCGCUCUCCAAAACCAAUGGGUUGUUCUACAACCUGACCAGCGGCAGCUACGACUACUACAUUAACGUCUGUGGUCCUGUUAAAGCCGCCAAGUGUCCGGAGAACACCGGAGCGUGUCAGGUGGAUAAGAGUUCUAAUUCGUGGAGUCUUGGCGAAGCAAGCGCUCGCCUGUUGUACUAUGAUGGAAUGAUCCAGCUGAACUACAGUAACGGAUCCCCGUACAACAACCAGCAGCACACGCUCAGAUCCACCCUCAUCUCCUUCCUCUGUGAUCCAGACGCCGGAGCUGGAAAUCCAGAAUUCCAGACUGAGGACAAGUACACCUAUAACUUCCACUGGUACACGUCCUACGCCUGUGCCGAACGGCCUCACGAGUGUGUGGUGACGGAUCCCAAGACUCUUGACCAGUACGACUUAUCCAGCCUGUCCCGCUCUUCCACCAGUGUGAACUGGCAGGCCAUGGAUUUGACCGACACCCUCAAUCAGAAGAAGUACUACAUCAACGUGUGCCGACCUCUGAUCGCGGUGCCUGGCUGCGACCGCCAGGCGUCCGUCUGCCAGAUGAAGUACACGAAUGUUCAGGGCGACUUGAAGGAGGUCGUGUCUGUCAGUAACAUGGGCGUUGCCAAGCAAGCGGCCACCAUUGAGGGGCGGGACAGACUGCUGCUGGAGUUCACAGACGGCUCCAUCUGCCAGUCAGAUGGCCAGAGCCUCACGUACACAACACGCAUCCACCUGGUUUGUUCCAGAGGAGCCGCGUCGAUGCAGCCUCGCUUCCUGAUGUACCAGAACUGUACUGCGAACUUUAUGUGGGACACGCGGGCAGCCUGCGCCAUCACCACCACCAGCACCAAGAACAACAGCUGCUCUGUGGUCGACGCGGAUUCUGGCUUUGAGUUCAACCUUCAGCCUCUGGCUUCCAAGACUGGAUACAAGACGGAAGGAAACAGCAAAACCUUCCUGGUGAACAUCUGCUCUGAUGUGGCAGAAUGUGGGGACGGUGUCGCCGGCUGCGAGCUGGAUGGCGGGCAUCCCGUGAGCCCAGUGGGUGUGGCGAAAACCCUCCAGUAUUCCAGUGACGGCCUGCUCACGCUGAUUUAUAAAGGUGAUCUGGACAAACCCUCAGGAACUCGAGACACUUUUACCAUUAACUUCGUGUGCGACCCGGACUCUCAUCCUGGCUCUUUGCAUCUGACACGAGAGGAGCUGAGUUCUUCGUCCACCCACACGACCCACGAUGUCCUGUUUGACUUUAACACCGCUCUGGCCUGCACCCCGGCUCCCGUUAACUGCCGGGUUUUCGACUCUCACGGUAACGAGUACGACCUGAGUCGGUUGAUGAGGACCGGACAGGACAAUCCCUGGGUUGCCACGGAUACAGAUCUCAUAUCACGCACCUAUUACAUCAACGUGUGCCAACCACUUCCAGCAGUUCGUACUUGUCCCGUGGGUCCUUUGGGCGCCUGUGGAAUUAUUGAUGGGAUCGCAUACAACCUGGGUUAUGUGCAGUCCAGCCCACAGGUGGCAGAAGACGGCUCCAUCACCAUCGUCUACCAGAACGGCGAUCACUGUGGGAAUUCCCGCUACUCAACCCGCAUCAUAUUCCAGUGUGACGAACGUCCAGGCUCCCCAGUGUUUGACCUUAAGGACGGAUGUGAAUAUGUCUUCAUCUGGAGGACAUCUGAAGCUUGUCCAAUCAAAAAGUCUCAAGGUGAUGGGUGUCAGGUUCGUGACCCCAGGACUGGCUACAUGUUUGACCUGAACUCUUUGAAGAAUCAUGAUUACGCCAUCAGAAAUGGGCCGUACAUGUACCACCUGUCUGUGUGCGGCGGCCUCCAGUACGGCGUUUGCACCGACAAGGACACCGGCAGUGACCUCGUCUCCUCCUGUCAGGUGGACGGAAGCAUCCACAGGAUUGCAGGUAUGGCAAACCAGGUUCUGAAAUAUGUGGGUGACCAGCUGAUCCUAAAUUACACCAACGGGGAGAUCUGUCACAAAACUUAUCACCGGUCCACUGAGAUCUACUUCUCCUGUGAAUCCGACAUGCACCCUGGAGUGCCAGAGUUUAUUAACGAGACUCCAGACUGCACAUACAUGUUCAGCUGGCGCACCGCCCUCGCCUGCGUUCCGGUCAAAACCACCAGCUGCUCCUACAAUGACGGUCAGGGUCAUUCGUUUGACCUCUCCUCGUUGGCCUUGGACAGCAGAAACUGGGAGGUGGAGCCCUCUACUGGUGACACAGAGAUGCGAUAUUACAUCAACGUCUGCCGGUCGCUGGUGCAGCAGGGAGGUUUGUGGAAUUGUCCGUCCAAUGCAGCGUCCUGUCUGAAAGUUGGAAAGGAGUAUGUGAGUUUGGGGCAGCUGGCGUCUGGUCCAACGUGGGACCAGAACAUCCUGAAGCUGCAGUACACCAGCGGUCAGGUCUGUCCCGACGGAACACGCAACAGAAGCACCAUCAUCCGCUUCAAGUGCGACAAAGACAAAGUGGACACUCAUCCGACUCUGAUCUCUGCCAUCGAGGACUGCGUGUACACCUUCCUGUGGUUAACAGUCGCCGCCUGCUCUCUGAACAGCAACCAGCAGGAUGACUGCCGUGUCAGUAACCCCGCCACAGGUCACCAGUUUGACCUGAACUCUCUGACAAAAGAAGGAGGUUACACCGUUUAUGACCACGUGGACCACACGAAAAUGAUCCGCCUUAACAUCUGUGGAGAGAUUGCCAACAGUGGGUGCACCCCUGGAUCUGGUGUGUGUAUUAAGGACGGCAACAGUGCAAUCAGUGGAGGUCAGUUCAACAAGAAGCUGUCGUACAAGGAUCACGUUUUAGAGCUGACCUAUGAAGAAGGAAGUUCCUGCACAGCCAAUCCCAGCCUCAAACACAGAACCGUCAUCCACUUCAUCUGCAGGCCACUUGGCGUGAACUCGAACCCGUCAGAGCCCAUCCACAUCGUCUCCAAUGCUGAGACUUGCACUCAAUUUUUCUCCUUCCACACACCGCUGGUCUGUGAACAGUCUGUAAAGUGUUCUGUGCAAAAUGGUUCCUCUCUCAUUGACCUGAGUCCUUUGAUCAAGUUUAGUGGACACUACACCGCCACAGAUGAGGACUUGAAUCACAGUGAUGAGUCGCCGGACUUCUACAUCAACAUCUGCCUGCCCCUUAACCCCAUCCCCGGGUUGAAGUGCCCCCCUGGUGCUGCCGUCUGUAUGGAUAACGGGACCCUUGUGGACAUUGGGCGAACAACCGCAGGCCCUCAGCUCAACACUGUGACCAACAAGGUGUCAAUAACCUACCACAGCGCCACCCAAUGUCUGGAAGACCCGAAACAGAACUACACAUCCACCAUUGUUUUUACCUGCCAGAGAGGCCUGGCCCUGGGUUCUCCUGAGAUGCUGAGGCAGCAGGGCUGCAUGUUCCUGUUCGAGUGGGCGACGCCUGUCGUCUGUCCAGAUGCCACACACACGCAGAACUGCCAGCUCACAGACUCCCAGCUCAAGUUCACCUUCAACCUUUCGACGCUGUCGGGUGAAGUCCAGGUACCGGCCGCCUCCGGCACUUACAGGAUCAAUGUUUGUGGGUCGGUGGCAGAACCGGCGUGCAAGAAGAGUCCCAUUUGUCAGGUGACUGGAUCGGGAUCAGUCACAUCAGCAGUGUCAUUUGGGAUCAACAAGGCCAUGACGAUGGACUUCAAACACGAGGAUCAGGCGGUGCUGAUGCAGUAUGGAGGAGGAGAUCCCUGCCCACCCGUGACUGCUGAGGAUAAGGUGUGUGUGUUUCCCUUCACUUUCCUGAAGAAGACGUACACAGAGUGCACCACAGAAGGGAGAUCAGACGGCAGGAAGUGGUGUGCCACCACCGCCAACUAUGAUGCUGAUCAACAAUGGGGCUUCUGCGUGUCAGCAUCUGGUUUGCGUCAGUCCUCCAUAUUGUUCAGUUGUGACCGGUCUGCAGGGCGCGGCUCCCCACAGCUGCUGGCGGAAACCGCGAGCUGCUCGGCCACCUUCCAGUGGCAGACCGCCGCCGUUUGCCCCCCGAAGAAGAUGGAGUGUAAGCUGGUCAGCCACCACCAGACCUUUGACCUCCGGCUCCUGUCCUCACUCACGGAGCCGUGGAAGUUUAGCCACCAAGGUGUUUUGUAUUACAUCAAUCUGUGCCAGGGUAUCCACGGAGAAUCACUGCAGUGUCCAGACGGAGCGACGGUGUGCCGACAGUUGGCAGCAGGGAAAACCCAGACCCUGGGACGCGUCUACACUCAGGAAAUGAGCUACAAUGAUGGAAAGAUCCUCGUGAGAUAUUCUGCAGGAGAUGAUGUGUGCGGUAACGGCGUCGGGGCUCAAACCGUGAUCCAGCUGAGCUGUGGCUCCACUGUUGGACAGCCGGCGCUCAUCAGUGUUGACAAGGCAUUGUGCACAUUCACGAUUGGCUGGGAGACUCGUGCAGCCUGUGCGGUGAAGCAGCAGGAGGUCAAGGUGGUCAACGGGACCAUCCAGGUUCCUGAUACUGGAGUCAGCUUCAGCCUGGGGGCGCUCUAUUUCAGCCACCAUCAGGCAUCUGGAGACAUCCGAUCCAACGGCGACCGCUACAUCUACCACAUUCAGCUGUCUGGUAUUACGAACAGCUCACUGCCACUCUGUGUUGGUGCCAACAUCUGCCAGGUCAAACUCAACGGGGACUACAGGCGCAAGAUCGGCUCUUCCAGCAAAGCCAAAUACUAUGUUAAAGGCGGGAACCUGGAUGUGUUGGUGCCCUCUGAGUCGGUGUGUGGACGGGAGACGACCCAGACGGUGUCGUCCACCAUUAUGUUCCAGUGUAACCCCACAGUAGGCGUCGGCAUCCCCGUGUUCAUGCUGGAGACUGACGGUUGUCAGUAUCUGUUUAUGUGGCACACCAACGCCGUGUGCGGUCUGAUAGCUGUAGACACCAACUCAUAUGAUCAUCACGACUCGGAGGGCGGGGCUUCCACACUUUCUAGGCGGAGCCAGGCUGUGGGGGUGGUGCUUAGCCUCCUAUUGGUGGUUCUGACUUUAUGUCUGCUGGUGCUUUUGCUGCACAAGCGAGAAAGGAGGGAGCAGGUGAUCCAGAAAGUGGCUGGAUGCUGCAAGAGAGGACACCAGGUCUCCUAUAAAUAUUCUAAGGUGAGCAUGAACGAGGAGGGCGAGGAGGAGAUGGAGUGGCUGAUGGAGGAGCUUGAAGCUCCCCUCACAUCCUCUCUGCCUUCCUCUCAUCGGGGCCAGAGUAACCACGGUAACGGGCACAUCACCACCAAGCCGGUGAACACCGACGGCCUGCGCUCCUUCUCGCUGGAUGAGCAGGAAGAGGACAGCGAGGACGAGGUGCUGAGCGUCCCGGGAGUCCGCGUGGUCAAACCGUCUCGUCUCUCCAGGCCCGCGGCGCCGGCCCACAGCAGCGCUUUCCUCCAGGAGGAGAGCGACGAGGACCUGGUCGGCCUCCUGGACGAGUUGGACAAACAGAGGAAGAGCGGCAAACUGGGCCCACCGGGACGUAACCACACGAGCAACCAGGCAGCGGGUGGGAAACGGGACGAGGAUGACAGUGACGAGGACCUCCUCAGGGGGUGACCUCACUUCCUGUUUUCCAUUCCUUCCAUCUUGUUUGGACUAUUGUCUCUCUGAAUGUCUGUAUCGAGAAUGAAAUGACGAAAGCAGAAAACCGUCCAUGGUUUUUGGAUUUUUUUUUUUUUUUUUUUUGGACUGCACCUUCUCAGACUCUCUCCACUCUGCAGACUGUUCUCAAACUCUAGCUGUCGGCUCGGUCGCAGUUUAUUUAUUGAUCGGUGACAAUUUAAAGUGUUUGUUGGGCCAAGUCCUCCUCGUCUUCUUUUGUCCUGAGUUAAUUCUCAGCCGGGAUUUUUAAAUGUUUGUUAUUUAAAGCAGCACUCCUCUGGAUUUGUGUUUGUUUCGGUUUAGAGGGUCGAGAGCAAACGUCCUUCAGAUAAUCCUGUUCUCUGCAGCUCUUCUGCAAGACACCCCAGCACAUAGUCAUAGCCCGGUUCAGUAUGUGCUGCAUUAGUUGCGUUAUUGGCAGGUGUCGGCUCCGUCUAUAACCUGGAUCAGAGAUGAGCAGAUGAAAUAAAUGACCAGAUUUUACGGCGUAAGUCGCACGUUUUUCUUCUCUGUUAUCGGUUAUUUGAUUUGGAAUUUUUCUGCUUUGUUGUAGUUUAUUUUUUAUUUUUGCCAUUUAUUUUUUUGUUACUGGAGUUAAUUUUGUUGGGAGAGUUAUUACUAUUAUUAUUCAUAAUAAUGAUAAUAACAAAUAAGUGAUAUGUAUAUUUUUUCUCAUUAUAUAAGUCGCAGUGGAGUAUCAGUCACAGGACGCCAAAAACUAGUAAAAAACAAAACAAAAACUGACUUGUACGCUGAAAAAUACGGUACUCUGCACCUGCAGAUUUAUAGAAAGCAGUUUGAGCAUUGUAGAAGAAUUGGUGUCCAGUUUUUGUCUUGUGAAUUCUGAAAGGGUAAAUUUCAGCCAUUUUGAAAUAAAUGAAUGAAACGUGAAGCUUUUUUACAUUUUAAUUUCACUUGCUUGUUGUUGCGUUUGAUUUUGAUUGUGCGUUUUAGAAGAAGUGACGCUGAAAAUUAGUUUCAGAAAACAACUUUUUCUCGCUACAUCGGCUCGUUUCUUGAUGACACUCACCAGGACGAGUUUCGGGAUAUUGUUGCAUUUAACGGAAAGAGUUUGUCUGCUUUGUUAGUUUUUAUUUGAACACGUUUUGGCUCCUUGACACUGUUCGGUUUCAGACUCGGCUGGGUUUCAGGAUUAUGUUGGGUUGUGUCAUUUCUAAAAGGAUUGAAGGCACUCGUUAGUCCGCCGUGUUUUUCACUGGAUCUUUCUUUCCGCUUGAGGAGGAAGCUGGUUGACUUCCUGGUGUUCAGGAAUGGCGGCAGUGAAUGUGGCCUCGUUUUGAUCCAUGUACAUAGACUAUAAUCUGGAGAUCUUGUUUGUCGUUGUCGUCACCAGUAACUUGCUAAAGCUUGGUGUUCAUGCUUCUCUGAAGGUUUUGCGCGCUGCUGACUUUGUGUCUUUGUUCUGCAUCGUGAACAAAAUGGCCAUUACUGCAAAUGGACGCUGGAGAACAGAGAGCGUCCGCUGGAAUCAGAUCGGAAAUGAUUGUGUCGGGUUUACGGUUAGGGAUGGGAAUCAAAAACCAGUUUUUCAAUCCAUCAUAGACCUCGUAUGUAUUUUUCUGACCGUUCCUCGUGGAAAAAACUCAGACGCUGUGAUGCCACGUCAACGAAUCCAACUAAUAAGCAAAAUCAAUAAUGGCAUCCAGAGCAAUUCCCAUCCCUGUUUACGAUGAGUUGCUUUUGAACUCCGCCCCCUUUUGAAACCAUAUUUCUACUCCGACAGUAAUUUAUUGAAGUCGGAGAACUUUUUCUUACAGGCCCAGUAUUUAAGAAAGUGUCAAACAGAAGAUUUUUAAUGUAGAAAAACUAUAAAAUUUUAGUGUUCAAGUUGUUUAUAAAGUGUCAAAAGAUCGCAGACGAUCGAGUGUUAGCAUAAACGAUGCCAAUGGAGGCGUGGGCGGUUUUUAUUCUGCCCCGCCUGUACAUUUUUUUUCUGCACAGUAACUAAAGAACGCCUCGUCUGAUUGAAACCAGUUCUUAGUGUAUUUUGGGGUUUGAGGGAGGAUCCCUUUGAAAAGAGGAGUCAGUACACUCUGUACUAAUGAAGUGACUGACCAUGUACCAUCUCUAAAACACCAGUCCUUCAUUAUAGAAACACGUUUCAGACUUCUUUAUCACUUCUACUAUAAAGCCAAACACCGACUUAACGUGUGAGCGGGAUGUGUUGCUUUGUGUUGCUGGUUAAUUUUUACAUUUGUUGAUGAAGGUUCCUCAAGAUGGCAGAUGUCUGGACCAUCAUUUGAAAACAGACAAAAUAACUGCUUUUCAAAUGACCGUCUAGACUUUUCUUAAACGUUUCUUUCAACAUUAAACUGUCUGCGGGGUUACAGAAUAUUUCAAUCUGUCGUCAGAUUUGUAAUUGAUUUGUAUCUUCUGGUUAUUUGGGUCCUGUUCCUCUUACGAAUUUCUUCUCUUUGAAACCGCUGUUUGUUGUGUUUAUACUUUCAGACAAGACCGCUGGCGCUCACUGGCAUUCCCAAUAUUAUAUCACACUGUUAAGGAGUAGAGUUUAAAUGCUCAACCCCCUCAUCCAGACCCAUCCUAUGGAUAUCAGUUAUGGGUAAAAGUGGAGUUUGUAACAAAGUGAAUAGUUCUGUAAUUAACCUUCAAAUAAUCGCUGGUUCCAAAGGUUGAACAACUGAUUCUUAACUGUUGACUUCUGUUCUAGAAAACGCAACAUUUUCAGUCCAAGCCACCUAAGUCACAGAUGGAACCACUGUGUCGUGUUCAGUUCCACCUUUGGUGGGUAUUUCUAGAUUUGUACCUGUCCAGGUUUACAUUUAAACUCACGUUUCCUCAAUUGAAGAUCAUGUUGCCCAACAAAAUUACAUCAAUUAAAAUGUCUACAUGAUUUCUAUAUAAAGUUAUUUAAAAAUAUUUACAAAGUACAUUUCACAUUUUCAGUCAGUCAAAGGUUUACAUACACCACGUUGAGGUUUGAAUUGAAAAAUUCUUGAGAAUGAUGGAAUUCAUUUUGAAACCUGAAUGACAUUCUUUUUUCAGGAUUAAGUGGGGAACCUUUGACUUUAUUUAAGGACGGACUUAAUCUAAAAAAUUAAGCCAAAGUGUUCAACUGAAUUGAGCACUUGAUGGUAACAUGGAUUUGAGGAAAAUAUGAGUUUGAUGUGGUUUUCAAUAAGAUGUUUGUAUCUGUAUGUACUCAAAUUUAUGCUUUAAAAAAAAUUAUUAUUGAAUUCCCAGAACAAAUAUUGGGCAUAGUAUAGAGUGUUUACAAUUUUAAUUUCCACUGAUUCCAGUGCAAAGUGGACUCCAGUAGAUUAAAUAUAAACCCUGUUUAUCAAACUGUUCGUACAAUAUUCAUGGCUAAAAUCUAUUAUCAGUCAAAAAGGUUCAGGGUAUUUCUAAAGUUUUGUACACACUUUCUCAAGAGCUUUUCUAAGACAUUUGUACAACUCGGGACAGUAAUGUUUAAACUGGAAUUUCCAAGUGGACACAUCUGUAUUUUAUAUGGAUCAGGUUAAAACUCGUCAUAAUUAUCGAUCAUAACAACAGAUUUAGUCAUUUGGACAUAGAGUCGCUACAGCCUCGUUUUCAUAGCUUGAAGAGAAUCAUAUCGGACGUCUCAGUGGCAGUUUUUACACUUUUACAAGAAAGUGUUUCAUGAUUGAAAACUUGCAUACAGAUUGUUUAAAAUUAGAGCCCAAAUGAUAUGAAUUACCAAUACAGAUAUUAAAGUGAAUUUUUAUAUAUAUAUAUAUAUAUAUAUAUAUAUAUAUAUAUAUAUAUAAUCUUAAAAAUGGCAGUGAUUCUUAAAAUUUUAUUAUCAAACCUUUAUAACAAAUAAAUGUUACUGGGGUUUGAUGUUUUACAGUUUAAACAUGAACUUUAUUUUAAAUGACUAUACUUAUAACCAACCAACAUCACACUAUCUUCACUUGGAUUGCCAGUCGACAUGGUGCAUCGCUCAGCAUUUGGAUAAAAUAGACGUCUCGUCUAUUUGGCUCCAUCUACUCUACCAGUCAAACGUUUGGACGCACUGUCCCAUUCAGUUGAUUGGGACAGUGUGUCCAUAUGUCUGACUGGCACUGUAAGUGGUGACAUAACAAUCACUUGUCUCUUGUUACUGUAAAAUCCAAACUUUGAUGGGAAAAUGAAGGACAGCUGGUUGCUUUGGCUCUGUCUCUUGUAGUUAAUGUGACCAAGAGGUGAUAGGGUCCCAGCCAUGCUUGACAAUGAUGUCAAAGCAUCCUGUGCUGGACAAAGUAUGAAAUGAGACCAUUUCCAACAGCCAAAGUGUUUUUCUGCAUUAUUUGUUCAGUGAAAUAUAGACGUUUUCGAACAUAUUGAUACUGAUAUGUUCAUGAAAGGCUAAAAUCAGCUGAUACUAUAUUUCAUAGCAAACCAAUUGGGGCGGUUUGAUGGUUGUGUGGAUGCGGUGGAGGUGCGGCACCAGUACAUCCUUCCAGACUUGACUCGCUAUAUCAGUUCCUUAAAAAUAUAGUUGUUUUUUUUUUGUCAUUUAUUCAUCAUCCAAAGUGUUUUUAACAUAUGAAGUCAACUUGGCUACUUUAUUGAGCAUUUAGCAUCGGUGCCAAAUCCAAAUAAACAUCACGGGGUUGAAAACUUUUAAAGGAUCAUUAAAUGUUCUUAUUUGAGCAUGAGGUGGAAGUAUUGUCUGAGAGCAUGAAGUCCUGAUUGUGAAGUUUCUGUCUGAGGUGGCCUUUGGAACCAGAAAGCAGCUGGUUUAACGUGUGAAGUCCAUCACUGCGUCGCGAUUGUUUCUGCUGUUUUGAAUCUCGUCUUCAUGGUACUGAUCCGCCUCUUUAAUGUAUGAACGAGGUUUGUUUUCCGUCUGUGCUGCUGGUGUGAUGUCGCGCCGCUGAGUGAACAUUACAUUGUUGUAUUCUGACCAGAAAGACACAAGAUGUUUUGGGUGAUGAUGUGGGGGGACAAAUCAUAAUGUUUUAAGUUGGUGUCAUUGAAGUUGCCUGUUUUUCAGCUUUUUGCUUGUUUUCCUAUUUAAAAACACCAGAGAUGUGAAAAAUGAUAUUGCAUUAUUUGAAUAAAUGAGAGAUCUGCUGUUUGU